This is a messenger RNA of Capsella rubella, 1840 nucleotides long. RefSeq names its product protein NRT1/ PTR FAMILY 2.9. The transcript is spliced from 4 exons. The record is from RefSeq and is a predicted model, not a curated record. Gene Ontology annotation, biological process: transmembrane transport. Gene Ontology annotation, cellular component: plasma membrane. Gene Ontology annotation, molecular function: transmembrane transporter activity. The coding region runs from base 53 to 1813 and encodes 586 amino acids. Lineage: Eukaryota; Viridiplantae; Streptophyta; Magnoliopsida; Brassicales; Brassicaceae.
GCACAUUUCACAUAUUUGGUGUGAGCAAAGUAGAGCGAGGGAAAGCAUAGCAAUGGAGGUUGAGAAGACAGAUAAGAACAUUACAGAGGAUCAUGAUGAGUCUAAGAUCAUCUACAGAGGAUGGAAAGUUAUGCCUUUCAUCAUUGGAAAUGAGACGUUCGAGAAGUUGGGGAUAGUUGGGAGUUCAUCGAAUUUGGUUAUAUACUUCACGACGGUUUUUAACAUGAAGAGCAUCACCGCGGCGAAGGUCGUCAACAUCUACAGCGGCACAAGCAACUUCGGCACCAUCGUUGCAGCUUUUCUCUGUGACUCCUACUUCGGCCGCUACAAAACCCUAUCUUUUGCCAUGAUCGCUUGCUUCCUCGGUUCUGUGGCUAUGGAUCUAACGGCUGCGAUUCAUCAGCUGCGUCCAGCUAAAUGCACUAAGGAUAUAGGAAGCGUGUGCAGUGGGCCAUCCAUCGGACAAAUUAUGUUUCUUGCCGGAGCAAUGGUUUUGCUGGUGAUCGGAGCCGGUGGGAUUAGGCCGUGCAAUCUUCCUUUUGGUGCUGAUCAGUUUGAUCCGAAGACAAAAGAAGGGAAACGAGGGAUUGAUAGUUUCUUCAAUUGGUAUUUCUUCACCUUCACGUUUGCUCAGAUGGUGUCGUUGACGCUCAUCGUCUAUGUUCAGUCAAAUGUGAGCUGGAGCAUUGGCUUAGCCAUCCCAGCUAUUCUAAUGUUAGUUGGUUGCAUAAUAUUCUUCGCCGGUUCUAAGCUCUAUGUCAAGGUUAAAGCUAGUUGCAGUCCCAUUCACAGCAUAACGCGUGUCAUUGUUGCCGCGGUCAAGAAGAGGCGGUUAAAGCCCGUUGGGUCUAACGAGCUUUACAACUACAUUGCAAAGGAUUUUAAGAACUCAAAACUGAGCCAUACAGAACAGUUUAGGUUUCUUGACAAAUCGGCCAUCCCAACGCAAGAGGACAAGCUGAACAAAGAUGGUUCGCCGGCGGAUCCAUGGAAACUCUGCAGUAUGCAACAAGUGGAGGAAGUAAAAUGUGUGAUCCGUGUGCUUCCGGUUUGGCUCUCAGCCGCCUUAUUUUACCUAGCUUACAUUCAACAAACAACCUACACAAUCUUUCAGUCUGUUCAAUCCGAUAGACGCCCCGGUUCAGGAAGUUUUCAGAUCCCUGCCGCGACAUAUACCGUCUUUUUAAUGCUUGGAAUGACAGUAUUCAUACCUAUCUAUGACCGCGUCCUUGUACCUUUCCUUAGAAAAUACACAGGCAGAGACGGUGGUAUAACACAACUGCAGAGAGUUGGAGCAGGAAUAUUUAUAUGCAUCACAAGUAUGAUGGUAUCUGCAAUAGUAGAACAAUACAGAAGAAAGGUAGCUCUCACAAGGCCAACACUAGGGUUUGCCCCGAGAAAAGGUGCAAUCUCUUCGAUGUCUGGUAUGUGGCUGAUUCCUCAGCUAGUGCUAAUGGGUAUUGGGGACGCCCUUGCUGGUGUUGGACAAAUGGAGUUCUACUACAAACAGUUUCCAGAGAACAUGAGAAGUUUCGCUGGUUCUCUGUAUUAUUGUGGAAUUGGACUGGCUAGCUACCUCAGCACCUUUUUGUUAUCAGCAGUGCACGAUACUACAGAGGGGUUUUCGAGAGUAAGUUGGCUUCCGGAAGAUCUAAACAAGGGGAGAUUGGAGUACUUCUAUUACUUGGUUGCUGGUAUCAUGACUCUAAACUUUGCCUAUUUCUUGUUAGUCUCACAAUGGUACCGUUACAAAGAUGUUGUGACCAAGGACAAUGACAUGGACAAGUCUUCUGAUGAGUUUGAUAAAAUUUGAGUGUAAUAAAGAUCUAUACUUUGGCUC